GUGAGCCUUGGUUGGAGUUUAGCUUAGGAUUUGUUCAUUCCACUACUCAUGGAUGGGAAAGGAUACAUGGGUAAGCCUAAAAUGGUUAAGUUGGUAUGAUUGGUCACAUUUAUUUCUUAAAAUAGGGACGAGAUUGUGUUUACUAUUUAUUAUUGUCGAAGAUCAGUUGAUUGAAUAAGUAAGCGCAAAAAGCUUGGAAGGAUAGUUUGGUCGCUCGAGGAGUAUAGAGAAAUUCAUAAAUGAGGGCAAAUUAAGAUUAAAUAACACUCAUUAUGAUAGUUUAGCCAUUGAACAUAAGGAUUUGGGUGAUAGGAUCAAAUCAUAAUCCACCCAUUCGAAUUUUCGAAUUCAUAGAGUCCAUCGAUUUGGACCGGAAAAAGAUUUUCAAAUAUACGUGUCCCAUGAAUCCGGUACCUCCAUCUCUUUCGUACAAACACUGAAUUUGGGACGAAUCCCUCUCCAAUAGGAUUUGAUAAGGUUAAGUCCCUAACCCAAACUCCACCAGCAAAUUACUCUUUCAGUUGUAAGAACCCAAUGGUGAAUAAAUGCUUGGAUUAAUAGCUUAAUUACAUAAUUCAUUCCUCGUAUUCUUCAUCAACGACCUGUAUCAUUUUAGCGUAGUUAAUUAAUUAAGCAUCUUUCGAGAGGAUCUGUAAAUAUCAUUUAUUUAUUUGUUGCAGCCGAAAGGAUCUGCUAAUAAUGAGGUCAUGAGAGCAAAGUGAACACAGAUUACUAUAAUCAUGUUUCCCCAUUUGUCCAACGCAUUAAUUAAAGAAGUCUAAUUAGUAAUUAGCCAAACAUCCACCCGCUUAACCGCCAGGCCGCAUAUAUUUGAUUCAUCCCAUUCCUCAUGUCGCCAUUCUCAUAUCAAAGACAAACCUUGGUAUAUUAUUCCCAAAUCCCAACUUAUUGGAGAACAAAUAUUAAAGCAAGAGUCAAACCGGCACACACAUGCAAAACAUCGCCUCUUCCUGUCAACGGUGGAAUCUACCCUUGUCUCAUUAGAUUCCCCUACGCCAUUCAAAUACACUACUUCCUUUCCCAAUAACGUAACCAUUCUCUCCCACGAUCCCAGAAACAGAAAGAAAAAGAAAAAAAACACAAAAGAAUGAGCAGCUCGAACCCACUUCCAUGGCUGAGCCUGGUGGCCGUGAUCUGGCUCCAGGCCGUGAUCGGAACCAACACCAACUUCGCCGCCUACUCCUCUCAGCUCAAGCAGUACCUCUCCCUCUCCCAGCUCCAGCUCAACUCCCUCGCCUUCGCCUCCGACGCCGGCAAGCUCUUCGGCUGGGUCUCCGGUGUAGCCGCGGCUCACAUCCCGCUCUGGCUCGUCCUCAUGAUCGGCUCCUCCCUCGGCUUCGUCAGCUACGGCUUGCAGUUCCUCUCCGUCGCCAACGCCACCACCGCCGCUUCCCCAUCCAAAACGACGUCGUUUCUCCGCUCCUACCCCGUCAUGUUCCUCCUCAACACCUUGGCCGGGAACAGCAUCUGUUGGGUCAACACCGUCUGCUAUAUCGUCGUCACCCGCAACUUUCCCCUUGACCAGCAGGUUGCUGUGGGGAUCACCACCAGCUACCAGGGUCUCACCAUGAAGAUCUACGCCGUGGUAGUCGACGAGCUCUUCGCCUCGUGGUCCUCGGCCGCCGACAGGUCGUACCUCCUCCUCGACGCCCUCUUCCCUCUCCUCGUCUCCGCGCUGUCGCUCGUCCUCAUGGCGAGCGACUUCUCGGCCUCCUCCUCUUCUCCUCCGCCCUCGGGGAAGGCCGGGAGUGGUGGCGAGGUGGUGCAACGGUGUCGUCGUAACGGGUUCCUGUUGUUGUUCGUUAUCACGACGGUGACCGGAGUGUACGCGGUGCUGAGCAGCGUGAGCGCCAGGCUGUGGAGCCUGUUCAGGUACAGCGGGAUGGUGUUCACGUUCGGGCUCCUGCUGGCACCGCUGGCGGUGCCAGCUACGGUUUACUUGAAAGGUAAGUUCGUGGCAUGGUUUCAGUCGUCGUCCGGUGGUUACGAUGUGGAUCUGGAGGAGGUGAAGAUGAACGGCGGCGGCGAGAGUGUUGUUGUGACGUCGAAGGUGGAGGGGAAAGGAGUCGAUCAUGAGGAAGGUGGAGGAGGUGGGCCGUUGUUGCUGGUGAAGGAGGAGGUUGGGGUGAAGGAGAUGGUGCAGAGGACGGAGUUCUGGCUGUACGUUUUCGUGUAUUUCUUGGGGCCGACGAUAGGGAUUGUGUAUCUUAAUAACUUGGGGCAGAUCGCCGAGUCGCGGAGGUGUUAUCAGACGUCGAGCUUGGUUUCGUUGUCGUCGUCGUUCACGUUCUUCGGCCGCCUGCUUCCCUCUUUGCUCGACUACUUCUUCUCCAGGAGCAAGUACCUGCCGCCGCGACCAGCCCUGCUCCUCCUCCUCACGGCGCCGAUCACCGCCGCCCUCUUCCUCCUCCUCAACUCAUCCCACGCGGCGCUCUACACGAGCACGGCCGUGAUCGGAAUCUGCACGGGGGCCAUCACCUCCAUCGCCGUCUCCAUCACGUCGGAGCUCUUCGGGUCCCGGAACUUCGCCGUCAACCACAACGUCGUCGUCGCCAACAUCCCCGUGGGAUCCUUCUGCUUCGGCUACCUCGCGGCGCAGGUGUACGAGAGCGAGACCCUCGCCGGCGAGUCCAAGUGCAUGGGGAUGAGCUGCUACCGCCGCACUUUCCUCGUGUGGGGCCAGCUGUCGUGCUUCGGCGUCGUGCUGGCGUUCCUGCUGUAUAAUCGGACCAGGGUGUUUUACGGCAAGAGGUUGAAGGCGCUCAACAGUUUUUUGAACCAUUGAUUUAUUAAUAAUAGAGCUGUGGAAUGAGAUUAUUAUUCAAUUCAAUAUUGUUUGGCUGGGAGAUGGCCGGAUAUGUAAACGUGUGAUAUAUGUGCUUAUAUAUCAAUCAUACGUUUGUAUAUAUGUGUCAAUGGUUAUGUUAACAUGUGUAUAAUUCUUUUGUCCUUGUAAUAAUACCAAAAUUUUAAAUUGUCAAGACUUGAAUAUAGUGAGAGCUACCUGAGAAUGAAUGAGGUAUAAAGCAUUAUCAACUACUCUCAUUUUUCAAAUUUGUUGUAACUUCUGGUAUUGUUAUUACUUUCGCUCUACCCCUGCGUUGUUCUUAACUAGUUCUAUGGGGUCGUUUGCUUCAAGGAUUUUAUAACGAGGGUUUUGUCAUGGAUUUGCUAAUUAAAAACCUUGGGAUUUGUUAGGGAUUUUGGGCAUUUUGGAUUUGAGGAAAUCCUUUGUUUGUUGAGCUAUUUUUAUCAUGGAUUUGAUGAGGUGGGCAUGGUUUUUCAACUUGUCUCCAAAUCCCAGGGUAUGAGGUGAGAUUUAUAAAACCGUGGGGCCCAUGGAUUUGGAGCUAAAAAAAACUCAAAUCCGUGGGGCCCACAGAUUUAUCUAAACAUUUUUUGACAAAGCAAACAACGGAUUGUGUGUAAAUCCAUGAUGGUUGGUUUUUUGGUACCAAAUCCAUGAUGCAAAUUCUUGAAGCAAACGACAUAUUGAUUUGUGUCGAUAUCUGUUUUUUUCCCCUCCUAUUUUACUUAUCUUGACUCAUAUUUUUAUGCAUGGAUACUUUAAAUAAGAGUGAUAUAGUCAUAGAUUUGUUUUUUUAUGAUUAGGUACUAUUUUAAAGAUUUGAACAUGUGAGCUACAGGCUCAAAACUAGUGGGAUUACCACUAUAACAAGCCCCUUGUUAGUUAAAUAAGUGCAAUAUCUCAUCUUUCAACUAAUUGGACUCAAUUAACCUACCUAUUUUCUCUGUUUUUCAUUAAUGAAGCAUUUUUCAUUUGUUUUAUCGUUGAAAAUAAACUUUUUCUUCAAGUAAUAUUUAUGAAUGGAUUGGCUUGUCCUGACCGGUACGUAUCCUCGUAUUAUAUAUGAAACGUGUUUGGUGCGAAACGAGUAUGGAUAUUGAGGUACCCGUCCAACCCAGCUCCCUCUUCAUUGCCAUUAGUGAUGGCAAUGGGGCGGGGCGGGUACCUCAAUUCCCAUGCCCCGCCCCACGCUACUACGAGGCGGGGCGGGUAAAACCCGCGCGAGUACGGGGCGGGGCGGGUCGACCCACUCUUACAUGUUAUUCGAAAAAAAUACAAGUAAAUUUUACUUUUUACAAUAAAACGAAGGGUAAAACAAUUUAAGAAUGAAAAAUAGUGAUAAUAGAAUGGGUAAUUGAGUCUAAAAAGUUGAAAGAGCGACUCUAACUAGUUGAAGAAAAGUUAAAAUAGAAGAAAUAUGUAUAGAAAUUGUAAGAAAUUGAGAUAAAAUGAGUCAAGAACGGGGCGGGGCAGGGCGGGUCGGAAGUUGAUACCCAUGCCCCGCCCCACGCUACUGCGGGUCGGGUAAUACCCGCCCCAUCGCGGGUCAGGACGGGUAAUACCCGCGGGGCGGGUAGAAAUUGCCAUCACUACAUAACCCGACUCCACCACAAACCAAAAAAAUAUCUCAUCUCACG
Messenger RNA from Linum trigynum, 4467 nucleotides. NCBI's taxonomy places the organism in Eukaryota, Viridiplantae, Streptophyta, Magnoliopsida, Malpighiales, Linaceae. The record is from the annotation of a GenBank genome assembly.